UGCUGUGGGGCAGGGAUGCGUGGAAGGCUCGGUCCCGGCAGCCAGAGGGUGCCCGGGGCGGGGCGGCCGCUCCCGGCGAGGUGGGACGGGGCGGGCGGAGGAGCCGCGGCCCUGCUGGGUCACGGCACAGCUCGGGGAAUUCUUUGGGCACGGGCUGGGAAUUCUGCCUGGGUCAGGGCACUGCUCGGGGAAUUCUUUGGACACAGGCCGGGAAUUCCGUUCCCCGGCCGCGGAGCAGGAGCUGUCCGUGAGGAAGAGCCUUUCUCCUGGAAGGCCCCGGUGCAGCUCGCCAGUCUCCAUGUUCAAGGGUUUAUGUGGGAAUCAGAGCAGAAUGGAUCGGUAUCGGUAUUUCAUCUUUAACCAGAGGAACAUGAUCGUGCUGGGGAUGUUCCAGCUUGCCUUCAGCACCGUCUGUGUCACCUGUGGGUUCAUAGAUGGCAUUUUCAGAACAGAGUCCCAGCUGGGCAAAACCGGAGCUCCAAUUUGGGCUGGCAUGGUGAUGGGAGUCCCAGGUGUCCUGGCUUUGUUCUCCUCGCAGAGGAAGAACCCAGUUCUUGUGAAUGUACUGAUAGUUGCUUCCAUGAUCUCUUGUGUUGCCAUCUUCAUUGUAAUAGCUUAUAGCUCCUUCACACUGAGCUAUGGUGAAGAGGAGGAGCUGAGUUCUGCCCCAGUCCAUGUUAUCCAUACUAGGUUUGUGCUCAGUAGGGUUGUCCAGGGUGCCAACAUCGCCAUGCUGGCCGUGUCCAUCUGCAGUGCCUGUUGUGUGCUGGCCAUGGCUUACCUGGGCUGCCGGAGCCUCCCGCGCUGCUCCUGCUACGACAGCGUCACUGGCAUGGAAUGGUUGCAGCCCAGUGAGGACCAAAAUCAGGCCGUGGAAAUGAUUUGUGCUGUACAAAGCCCUGGGCGGGGAAUUUUUACCUUCACAGAUCGGUUUCCAGCCCAGUAUGCAGAUGCAGAAGAAGACACAUCCAAACCUCCACCAUAUAUCAGAAUGACUUGAAAAAGUGGCUGAACAUUCUGUUCAAAUGUGGCAAGACAGUGCAAUCAGUUCUUAAUCUUUAGAGGUGGUUAUGCACUUUUCCUUGGCCAUUUGAAAAGCGCACACAGAGUGAACUAGUGAUUGUCUGGCACUGAGCAGAGAUCACAGUGCAGAGGGAAACAUCUGCAGGUGAUUUUGAACUUUCAGAAUAUGUACAGUGAAAAUACCUCAUUGCUUCUGGGAAGUGAGAGCAUUUUUUAGUCCGGCUUUUGUAUUUAAAUCAUGUCUUAUUUCACUAGAAUUCAUCAUGUAAUUUGUGUAGCAGUGCUAGCCUUAGGCAUUUAGAUAUUAAAUACAAUUCCUUUUUCUUCAAAUGCUAUCUCGAUUUCUCCCUCUUACUGCAUGAAUUAUUUGGAUGAUAAUGAAGGACACACUUCAUCCUUGAGCUUCAGAGUGUUUUCCUUUUGCUCUUGGUAGGAAUGGGGGCAAGUAAAGUUUUUGAUAUGAAACCUUAAUAGUGCCAUUCAGAUACCUCUGUCAAAACCUGGCUUCUGUGGGGUGUACAUGAUUAGUUUUAGCACUGACGUGUAACUAUAGAAUGGCAGGAACUGGAGCUGCUGUGGCUCCUCUUAUAAAGUAACUUGAAUACUCGAAAUUCAGUUCAAGUUUUCCUAUUUUGACUUUGUAGAUUGAAAGUUUAAAAGAAAU
Molecule: messenger RNA, 1687 nt
Organism: Zonotrichia leucophrys gambelii
Lineage: Eukaryota; Metazoa; Chordata; Aves; Passeriformes; Passerellidae
Exons: 7
Coding region: 299-1000 (233 amino acids)
Cellular component (GO): membrane
Source: RefSeq, a predicted model, not a curated record